AGCAGCAGCCGCCGCCCGACCGCAGAUAUGGAAGUGAGCAGCAGCGUCGCCAUGUUGGUGCCAGACAUUGGGGAACAGGAAGCUAUAUUGACGGCCGACACUGUCAUCAGUUCUUCACUGGAAAUUGAUGGACAAAGUUCAGCUAAAGCAGAUCCAUUAAUCCAUGUUAUCCAGAAGUUGAGCAAGAUAGUGGAACAUGAAAAGUCACAAAAAUGCCUUUUGAUUGGGAAGAAGCGCUCACGUUCCAGUGCUGGGACGAGCACUCCUGAAGCCCAGGAGCUCGGGGAGAUUCCAGCGAAAGGAGCCCCGCCCCCUGUGGCUGACAUCAGGAGGGCCGAGCCGGCACAGAUCCCUUCCAGCCCGGACCCUCUCACCCAGAACGAUGGGAAGGCUAUGUCUUACCAGUGCAGCCUUUGCAAGUUCCUGUCCCCGUCUUUUUCUGUGCUCAAGGACCACAUCAAGCAGCACGGCCAGCAGAACGAAGUGAUCCUGAUGUGCUCCGAGUGCCACGUUACCUCCAAAAGCCAAGAGGAGCUGGAAGCCCAUGUGGUGAAUGACCACGAAAACUAUGCCAACGGCCCCGUUCAGCCCAAAGCCGAACCGUGCGUGAGCCCCUCCAACUCUGUGUGUCUGAGACCCACAGAGCGGAAGCGCGAAGGCACUCCCGACCUCUCUGUUAGCGUGCGUGGUCCACAGACACAUGUCGUCCCCGCCGCAUCUGAGAAGGACAGGGGGAGGAGGAAGUGGUAUGCCUACGAACAGUACGGCAUGUACCGGUGCUUAUUUUGUAGCUACACGUGUGGGCAGCAGCGAAUGUUGAAGACACACGCUUGGAAGCAUGCCGGGGAGGUGGACUGCUCCUACCCGAUAUUUGAAAAUGAGAAUGAGCCCCUGGGCUUGCUGGGCUCCUCGGUGGCGGCUGCACCCGGCGGGGUCGACGCCGUGGUCAUCGCUAUCGGAGAGAAUGAGCUGAGCAUCCACAACGGGCCGGCGGUACAGGUACAGAUUUGCAGCUCAGAGCCUCUGUCCUCGGCGUCGGCCCUGCCUGGUGCGGAACGAGACACGGGUCUCCGCAGGUCGGUGGCCCUUGGGCCUAAUGAGGAGGACGUGUUGGAGGUGAUCUCCGAUGUGGAGGAGAGUCUGAUGGCUGAUAGCCUCCUCUCGUCGGCACAGAAGAUCAUCAGCAGCAGCCCCAACAAGAAAGGCCACGUGAACGUGAUAGUGGAGCGUCUGCCCAGCGCCGAGGAGACCGUGUCGCAGAAGCCUUUCCUCGUGAACGCUGCGCUGGAGGAGGGGAGCCUCCCGGCCCCUCCAGGGCCCCCGACAGGCUGUGAGGGGAGAGAGGAGGCCUAUCGUGCCGAUCAGUGUACCGUCGAUAUCGGGGGGCUGAUCAUAGGCUGGAGCAACACAGAGAAGAAGGAGAGCGAGCUGAUCCAUCAGGGACUGGCCCCUGACGAGAACGCCCCCCCGGGCCGAAGGAGGACGAAUUCCGAGUCCCUUAGGCUGCACUCGCUGGCGGCAGAAGCCCUGGUCACAAUGCCCAUCAGAGCUGCCGAGCUCACGAGAGCCAACCUUGGGCACUACGGGAACGUCAACCUCUUAGACCCAGACACUGGGCAGAGGCAGGUGGAUAGCACCUUGGCAGCCUAUUCUAAAAUGAUGUCACCCCUUAAAAACUCUUCAAAUGGAUUAACGAGUUUUAACCAAAGCAGCUGCCCCUUGGUGGCACUCCCAGAGGGCAGGCAGGAGCUGUCUGACGGGCAGGUGAAGACGGGCAUCAGCGUGUCCUUGCUUACUGUCAUUGAGAAGCUGCGGGAAAGGACGGACCAGAACGCCUCGGACGAGGACAUCCUGAAGGAGCUGCAGGACAACGCCCAGUGCCAGCCCAGCGGCGAGGCCGGCCUGUCGGGUGGCGGCGUGGUGGAGUACAUCCCCAACGCCGAGCGGCCCUAUCGCUGCCGCCUCUGCCACUACGCGAGCGGGAACAAGGGCUACAUCAAGCAGCACUUGCGGGUCCACCGGCAGAGGCAGCCCUACCAGUGUCCCAUCUGUGAGCACGUGGCCGACAGCAGCAAGGAGCUGGAGAGCCACAUGAUCCACCACUGCAAGGCCCGGCUGUACCAGUGCAAGCGCUGCGCCGAGGCCUUCCAUUAUAAGAGUCAGCUGAGGAGCCAUGAGAGAGAGCAGCACAGCCUUCCAGAUCCCCUGUCAGUCGCGGCUUCUGCUGAGCCCAGGAUUCCCAGGGACACCGCUGAGGCGAAGUGUGCCCAGGAAGAGAAUAAGUCUUCAGUCCAGAAACAGUACAGAUGUGACGUGUGUGAUUACACAAGUACAACAUACGUUGGUGUCAGAAACCACAGACGGACCCACAACUCGGACAAGCCGUACAGGUGCUCUCUGUGCGGGUACGUGUGCAGCCACCCGCCUUCCCUGAAGUCGCACAUGUGGAAGCACGCCAGCGACCGCAACUACAACUACGAACAGGUGAACAAGGCCAUCAAUGACGCCAUCUCCCAGAGCAGCAGGGUUCUAGGGAAGUCCCCUGGAAAGACUCUGUUAAACAGCAGUGAAGAAGGAGCUGACCCCCCCACUGGGGGUGUGGACACUGUGGUGUCGUCCUCGGAGCCGGCUCCCCAGGCUCCCACCGAGCGCGAGAAACUGAGCCCCGCAAGUAACUCCUCGUGUCGCUCAGACAAGAACCCCGGGGUGGCCCCCCCAGGGAUGGAGUACUGCGUCUUACUCUUCUGCUGCUGUAUCUGUGGUUUCGAAUCUACCAGCAAAGAAAACCUGUUGGAUCACAUGAAGGAGCACGAGGGUGAGAUUGUCAACAUCAUCCUGAACAAGGAGCCCGGCGCAGCUCUCAACACGACCUAGACGCCACGGGCAUGCGUCUCACCUCCUCAGACGCCCGACAGACACACGAGGGGGGAUGACAGGUGUGACUUUGGAACCAAAUGUGUAAUGUAAUCAAAGGAAUUCCAAAUGGAUGAGCAGCAAUAAUAUUUAAGUAUUCUGAGUGAGGGAAAAUGGGUUGGGGAGGAAGCAAAGAUGUGACCCUGUAUUAACCCUCUGUUACCUCUUGUUAGUGUUGAGUGUAUUUAUUACUAAAAGCUUAUUACAUGUAGAAAUGCAAACAGAAGAGCUAAGAAAGGGUUUUUCAGGAACUGUCCUAAAACUAUUGCUAUAAAAGCGACACAGUCUCAAGCAGGGCUUGGUUUUCUUCCUUUGCAGCAAGAUAGCGGCUCUGCAGGGAGGGCUUCCCAGCGUUCUACCUGAGUCUUCCCAGCGGAGAGGAAGUGUCAGAUACUCGGUCUCAGAUACGUUGCUUUACUCUUUCAAAAAAAAGGAAAGAAAGGAGACCUCUGAAUCUAUACCUAGAUUAUAAAUAGGCAUUUAAGGAGUAAAUGUCUUAAAUUUACAGGGUUUCCUGUGGGCACCAGACUCAGUCAGACCUUGGGGUUCCUAACACUGUCUCAGCCCAGGGCAGGUGCUCCCCAGAGGUUCCGUUCGGGAUCUGACAGGUCACCACAGGGUCUUGGCAGUUACACAGCCAUCUGCCCCUCUCCUGAACCAGUCCGAGCGUUUAGCUGGAAGAGUCUAUUUAAACAACAAAGUAUACAGAUUUGCACUUGAUCAUCAGGCCUUGGAAGUAGUUUGAUCUCUCUUUUUUUUUUUUAAUAGUUUGAUCUCUUCAAUAAAAAUCAUUUGGGGGAAGAAGGGUGAGAUCCAGAAUCUGUUAAAAUGAGGGCUUUGAGAUUUUACUUCCCUGGAGUUCAUUGAUUUAGUUACACUUAGCAUAAGAGAGGUAACCACAUGUGGCUAAAAUAUGAAAAUUCGGGUUGUUUAUAAAGCUUUUAAUAACAAAUAACA
Messenger RNA from Eptesicus fuscus (big brown bat), 3870 nucleotides. RefSeq names its product zinc finger protein 507 (gene ZNF507). The transcript is spliced from 6 exons. Bases 28 to 2874 code for a protein of 948 amino acids. The record is from RefSeq and is a predicted model, not a curated record. Gene Ontology annotation, biological process: regulation of gene expression. Gene Ontology annotation, cellular component: nucleus. Lineage: Eukaryota; Metazoa; Chordata; Mammalia; Chiroptera; Vespertilionidae.